AUUAAUAAAUAUUCUUAUAAGACAAUACUAUUAUUUUUUACAAAAAAUAAAGAAGCACCUGUCUGUUCACUUAUUUAAAAACCGUAAUGUGUGGUACGGAUCACGUGUCUCCAUCUGAUGGUAGAUAUAAGAAUAGUGAUGCGUGUUUUUAAGGAGGGAGUAAUCUUUUUUUUCAUUUGAUGCCGUGACUGCGUGAAUACAAAAAAAUAAAAGUAUAAAAAUGGCGGACGACAAUGAGGAUCAGUGGUUAUACGGUGAUUCCAGUGAUGGAAAAGACAAUUUUCCAGCAGAUGAGCAAUCUAAGAAUAACAAAGAUUCGAUGUCUGUUGGAAAUCAAGAUGAAUUCCAAAAUUCUGAUACAAAUAAUGCUGAAAACAAUUUGGAAAGGUUUUCUGAAAAAACAGAUCCUGCGCCAGACGAUGAUUCUAUGGCUUUAAAUAAUGAGGAUUCUGAAAUGUCCUCGAAAGCCAAUGAAAAUGGCACAAAAGAGUCCACUAAUCAAGAAGACCCUGAUGCUGUUAGUGAUUCUGAUUCAGAUGAUGACGUUCACGUAGUAAUAGGAGAUAUAAAAUCAGCUCCAGCUUAUAAUAAUUUAAACAUCAAACGAAGUGGACUUUUAUCAAAUGCAUCUGGUAUACCAGAUAAGUUGAAUAAACAACCAGGAAAAUUUAGUAUAGAUGAGUUUGAAACAAUUGGAGUUAUAAAUGGUAUACCAGCGCAUGAAUUUAAUCUUGAUCAAUUAGAAGAUAAACCUUGGAGACAACCAGGUGCAGAUAUAACAGAUUAUUUCAAUUAUGGCUUCAAUGAAGACACAUGGAGAGCUUAUUGUGAACGUCAGAAAAGAAUGAGAAGUGAAUCUGGAGUAGGACUCGUAUUAAAUACUGGCACAAGUGGAAAUAGUUCGAUUAACGCACGAGUACCUCAAGUUGCAAUUACUAACGACAACAGCAAAUAUUCAGGAAUAAGUGGGCCUAAAAGAGCAGGACCUCCACCUGGUAGAAAAAUGGCUGGAACUAUUGAUGUGAUUGGUAGUUCAGGUUUGGCUUCCAGAAGAAAUGUUGAUAAAUCACCACCAAAGGAAAACGUUAUACAAGUGAUGACAGCUGACAGACGAGAAUAUUCAAGAAAACCAGGUUUUCCUGAUAUGAGUGUUCCUCCUCCUAAUCCUGGUAUACCACCUGCAUUUGAUAUUCCUCCACCUGGAUACACUGAACCAGCUCCUUUUUAUAUGCCAGAACCGGAUCCAUAUUAUCAAAGUUAUGAACCCACACAAGACAGCCAAUGGGGAAACGAUCCAACUUGGCAACCUACAAAUUUAGCCAUUCCAUUAACUGAGACAGAAGAAGAAAAAGACUUAGGACCAAAGACUAUUCCAACAAUGGUACCACCAAUUUCGAUUCCACCAUUAAUUCCUCCGGCACGAGAAGUACGAACUGAUCGCAAUGAAAAAGAUGCAGAUUCGAUGGGUAGAGAACGGGAACGUGAACGUGACAAAGAUUCAGCUGUACGAGAACGUGAAAGAGACUCUGUAUCUAAAGAAGAUGAAAAAGAUCGUGAUCGUUCACGUUCACAAUAUCGUCAUAAAGAAAGACAUAGACAUCGAUCAAGGUCACGUUCCCGACGACAUAAAUCAAGAUCACGCAGCCCAAGUCGGCGAAAGAAAAAAUCAAGACGUUCCGAUCGAGAAAGAUCUAAAGAAGAAAGUGAAUAAAUGUUAGAUACUCUUGUGAAUUUUUAUUGUAAUUAAUCUCUAAGAAUUAAUGUGAAAAUUUAAGUACUAUUUUAGUAUAAGUAUAAUAAUGUAAACGAGCGUGGCUCAUGCAACACUAUAUUAAAUGAAAAGAAAAUCGAGUUUUAAUCAUUCAUAGUAUUAAAAAU
Chelonus insularis is the source of this 1878-nucleotide messenger RNA. RefSeq names its product Factor interacting with poly(A) polymerase 1 (gene Fip1). Bases 221 to 1711 code for a protein of 496 amino acids. Gene Ontology annotation, cellular component: mRNA cleavage and polyadenylation specificity factor complex. NCBI's taxonomy places the organism in Eukaryota, Metazoa, Arthropoda, Insecta, Hymenoptera, Braconidae. The transcript is spliced from 4 exons. The record is from RefSeq and is a predicted model, not a curated record.